AUGGAUUCGGAGGAGGGGGAAGAUGAUUUUUUCAUUAGUGCAGCUACUAUCGAAGAUGAUAUCUACUUACAAGACACCGUUUAUAUUGAAUCUAAAUCUCCAGUGAAAAUACGCGAAAUAUCAGAAAACAGGGUGGGGCAAGUAUCAAAGCCUGAACGGGCUGAAUCAGAUAAUGAAAAGUCAUCCACCUCAGACGAGGAGAGCUUAUGUGAGAGUAAUAUUCAGAUAGUGGACCCACCGCAGGAUAUCAAAACAGCUACAAUAUCACCCAGAAAACGGCAAAGUCGACGUAGAGGUCCCAGAGGCAGACAAUUUCGUUCAGAUAGUGAUUCGGACAAGAGUUACAGAUCUGAAAACUCUCAAUCACCAGAACCAAGACCGAAGCGUCAAAAGUCAUCAAGUACCGUGGCAAGCCUCCUAGAACCUGAUGAGAAUGAAGAGUUUUUCAAUGAGAUAGCGAAGGAAACUACAGCUCGAUCAUUUGAAACCAGAAAAAUCAACUCUGAACAGUUGAAAAGAAUUUACAAUAUACGAUUUUUGUCGAAAUUGGAUGGUACAAUAAACAAAACGGUACAAGUUAAAGUUCUGGGUAAGUAUGAGCUUUCAAGCAUUUUACCCACAGUUUUGGAGAGACUUGUAAAGAAGUUUGAAAUACCAGAUGUAAUGAGAAAUAUUUACGCAGCAGAAAAUGUAUCUUUAUACUGGAAUAAUGCAAAGUUACUGAAGUUCAUGACAUGUAACUCAUUGGGCGUUGCUCAAACGGUAAAGGAUGAAAUAUCAAAUAUAGAUAUCCUUAUGGUACCAAAGGAAUACGAAUCAAAAUUUGAAGAGGACAUUAGAAUUCAACUGUUGAAGGAGGAAGCUGAAGCGGCGAAAGAAGCUCUUCGCAGAAAAAACAAUCAUGAAAUUAGCACUAGUAAUUUUAAAGAUCAGCUUACAGGCGAUAUUGACGAGUUUGAAAGGGAGCUGAAGAAUUCUGAGGAUAUCAAAAACUCCCAUUUAUUUUCCAACCAAGACAUUGAAGUUGAGUGCAUAAAUUUAGAUAGUGAUGAUCAUGAUGAGUUGAUUAAGGUUGCAUUAGUGGGAGAUGACAAUAAGAAACUAUACGUUAAUGUCAGAACAUCCACUUAUAUCUGCAAAAUUGUAGAAUAUUAUAAAGAACAUAAAGAUGUACCCGAAAACGCUGUAAUUAAAUUAGUGUUCGAUCAUGAAGAGCUUGAUCAGUCACAAACUGUUGGACAGCAAGAUUUGGAAGAUGAAGAUAUGAUAGAAGUAGUGGUUAUCUGA
This is a messenger RNA of Zygotorulaspora mrakii, 1287 nucleotides long. RefSeq names its product Esc2p (gene ESC2). NCBI's taxonomy places the organism in Eukaryota, Fungi, Ascomycota, Saccharomycetes, Saccharomycetales, Saccharomycetaceae. The record is from RefSeq and is a predicted model, not a curated record. Bases 1 to 1287 code for a protein of 428 amino acids. The transcript has a single exon.